UCUGUGGUGACCGAUUUCUGUCACUGUGACUUAUUUCCAUUGUCCAAUUAUUAUAGUAAUUGAUUUAAUUAAAUUGACUAAUUAUUCUUACUUUCCUAGUUGGUUUGUCAUUCAUUGCGAAUAGUUUUUACUCCUAUUUCCGGUAAAAGAAAAACAUGGCGAAAAAUACUUCUAGUUCCGCAUUUCGAAAAAUUGAUAUAGAUCAAUACAACGAAGAUAAUUUCAAGGAGGACGAGGCUGAGCAAUCUGUGCCUACCGGACCAGACGAAGGAGAAGUCUGUGCAUUACUGAAUCAAGCUCGUUAUGUUGAAGCUCUGAAACAUGUUUUAGAUAAUGCCCCUCUGGGAUCAUCGGAUCAACAAGUCAAGGACAACGCACUAUCGCUCACUUUAAAAGUAUUAAUUGCAGUAAAAUCAGCGCAAAUCGAGGAGGUUGUUGGGAACUUAUCACUUGAUGAUAUAGACAUUUUAAUGAAAUACAUAUACAGGGGGUUUGAAUAUCCAUCUGAGGGUUCGAGUGGGCACCUUUUACUUUGGCACGAAAAAGCUUUCAAUGUGGGUGGCGCCGGGUCUAUCGUCAGAGUUUUGUCAGACAGAUUGAAAGUGUAAAUGUUUAUUUUAGCAUUAUUUAUACCUAAUUGUAUAUAAUUAUAAUUACUUAUUAAA
This is a messenger RNA of Pararge aegeria (speckled wood butterfly), 665 nucleotides long. It is a transcript of the gene Arpc5, whose product is annotated as actin-related protein 2/3 complex subunit 5-B. Lineage: Eukaryota; Metazoa; Arthropoda; Insecta; Lepidoptera; Nymphalidae. The transcript has 3 exons. Gene Ontology annotation, biological process: cell migration; regulation of actin filament polymerization; Arp2/3 complex-mediated actin nucleation. Bases 156 to 608 code for a protein of 150 amino acids. The record is from RefSeq and is a predicted model, not a curated record. Gene Ontology annotation, cellular component: Arp2/3 protein complex; actin cytoskeleton; cytoplasm. Gene Ontology annotation, molecular function: actin filament binding.